This is a messenger RNA of Gryllus bimaculatus (two-spotted cricket), 700 nucleotides long. The record is from the annotation of a GenBank genome assembly. Lineage: Eukaryota; Metazoa; Arthropoda; Insecta; Orthoptera; Gryllidae.
AAGCACUAGAUUAUCCAGAAGAACCUUACAUUGUUGUGACAUUGACAACAAUGCUGGCGAAGACAAUAUCCAUGUUCCACUUGUUUACAGUCAUUUUUCUCUCAAGGUCUCCAUUUUUUCCUCCGUUACUUCAGAUAAAUACGGUACUUCUGAAAUUAUAUUUUGUCACCAAAGCGGCGCCAGGGCAGAAGGGCAACUUGACUCACGUGCGAGCAGAGAGCGCGGCCGGGCGACGCGCAGGUGGCGCCCAGGACAGCCGCUUCCUCCGCGCCGCCCGCGCCGCCCCCGACGCGCGCUCCACCGCCUCCAGCGCCUCCGCCGCCGCCUCCAGCCCUCCUGCAAAAAGCACAGGGGCUCAUGCGUGUCCCAACGCAAUACCCUCAGCGAAUUUCAUUGCAAAACACCCCUAGAGCCGCUGUAACAUAACUGCGUUGGACAGUUGGAGCUGGCAGAGGUGAUGAAAGAGUGAUGGAGCGAGCACUCACACACGACUCGCGGCACCGGCUCGAUGGGCUCGGGUUCCUCCGGGGCGCCCUCUUCGCCCUUCCCCCGCAGGCGGUCUGCAACACGAGCACGUCGGCUCAUCACACACAGCGCGGUGAGCGAGCCACACAGUAUACAAUGUGACAUAGCGUCGUUGAUGGUAGACAACCUCCAAAAUUUUACAGAUGGAAGGAAAAACCCUUUUUGAUGUUACUGU